Messenger RNA from Tachysurus fulvidraco (yellow catfish), 2366 nucleotides. RefSeq names its product extracellular calcium-sensing receptor-like. The record is from RefSeq and is a predicted model, not a curated record. The transcript is spliced from 6 exons. NCBI's taxonomy places the organism in Eukaryota, Metazoa, Chordata, Actinopteri, Siluriformes, Bagridae. Bases 153 to 2366 code for a protein of 737 amino acids. Gene Ontology annotation, cellular component: membrane. Gene Ontology annotation, molecular function: G protein-coupled receptor activity. Gene Ontology annotation, biological process: G protein-coupled receptor signaling pathway.
UAUUAUGUGGUAGCUCAAUCACAUCUAUGGAAAGUCAUUACAAGAAAAAGUAGACACACCUCUCAGAACCAACCCAGACCGUGUACAAUAAAGGGCACUGUCUAUAAAACAAGGAGUGCUCGUUCUUGUACUCUUCAAUUCCCUGGCCAAACAUGUGCAUACUUAUUAUAUUUCAUUUAGGGGUUCUGCUCUAUACACAAACAUGCUUUGCAUGUAGGUUUCUGACUAAGUUUGAAGUGCGAAAUAUGUUAAAGGAAGGAGACAUUAUGAUAGGUGGCAUUUUCCCAAUUUAUUCAAGACAGGAAAAUAUACUUUAUUCAUUUGAUAACAAACCACCAAUGGCUGAAUGUAAAGGAUUUGACCUACGAGCUUUUCGCUGGACGAGGAUCAUGAUGUGGGCAAUAGAUGAAAUAAAUCAAGAUGAUCGUUUGCUUCCCAACAUUUCUCUUGGAUAUAUAAUUGUGGAUUCUUGUUCCUCUCCUACUAAUGUUCUGAGAGCUGCCCUCACAUUGAUGAGCACAUCACAGCAAAAUGGCUCUCGAUGUAAUCCACCUCCAAUAUUAGCUAUUAUAGCUGAAUCGGGAUCUACUCAGUCUUUAGCUGUUGCUGGGGCAGUUGGACCAUUCAAAAUACCACUGGUGAGUUACUUUUCAACAUGUGCAUGUUUGAGUGACAAAACAAAAUAUCCUACAUUUUUCCGAACAAUACCAAGUGACUACUACCAAGCAAAGGCUUUGGCUUUUCUUGUUAGGCAAUUUAGAUGGACAUGGAUUGGAGUUAUAAUGUCUGACAAUGACUAUGGGCUAAAUGGGAUAUCAGCAUUCACUAAGGAAGUGAAGGCUCAUGGUGUGUGCAUUGCAUUUGUUGGCACAGUUUUACGGACAUAUCCCCAAAGUAAAAUCCUUGAAGCUGUUGAACUGAUCAAGCAUUCAACUGUCAAAGUAAUUCUCGCAUUUGCACCAGAGAAGGAUAUCUACCCUUUAAUGAAUGAAGUGGUAAAACAAAAUAUUACAGGAAUACAAUGGAUUGGAAGUGAAGCCUGGGUAACUGCAGCCAGUCUUUCCACACCAGAAAUGUUCAAAUACUUUGGAGGGACACUGGGGUUUGUAGUCCGAAAGAUGGCCAUACCCAAACUUGGACCAGUUCUCAAAGAUAUCAGCCCUUAUAAAGAUUCAGAGGCUUUUUUUGUCAGUGAUUUCUGGGAAGUGUUGGUAACUGAGCAGUUGAAAAAAGUACAUUUUGUGGAUGCAUUUGGAGAGCUAGUGUUCUUUGACAAGAACGGAGAUCCACCUGCCUCAUAUGAAGUCAUAAACUGGCAGCUGAGAGACAGUCAAACCCCAAAAGCUGUUUGCUCAGAAAUCUGUCCACAAGGCACAAGAAAAGCACAAAUUAAAGGUUUACCUCUGUGCUGCUUUGACUGUAUCCAGUGUGCUGAUGGCUCCAUAUCAAAUACAACAGCAACAGAUUGUAUCACCUGUCCUGAGGAGUACUGGUCUAAUGAAAGAAAAGACAGCUGCAUCAUGAAAAUAAUAGAGUUUCUUUCAUAUACUGAAACCAUGGGAAUUAUUCUCAUGGCCUUGUCAGUACUUGGUGCUUGUUUAACCUUUUCUACUUUGCUGGUGUUCAUAUAUUUUAGAGACACACCAAUAGUUAAAGCAAAUAAUUCUGAGCUGAGCUUACUUUUACUUCUUUCCCUUAUAUUUUGCUUCCUCUGUCCACUCACAUUCAUUGGUGAGUUAACAGUCUGGUCCUGCAUGUUGCGUCACACAGCAUUUGGCAUUGCCUUUGCACUCUGCAUUUCCUGUAUGCUGGGGAAAACUAUAGUUGUGGUAACUGCCUUCAGAGCAACAUUACCUGGGAACAAUGUUGCAGCAAAGUUUGGACCACCUCAGCAAAGGGCCAUUGUAUGUUCAUGCACUGCAGUUCAAAUAAUUAUUUGUAUCCUGUGGCUAAAUGUUGCGCCACCAUUCCCAGAUAGAGUUAUUGAGCAGCGCAGUAAAAAAAUAAUUUUAGAAUGUAACACAGGAUCAGAUGCUGCUUUUUAUAGUGUUUUAGGAUACAUUGGCCUUCUUGCUAUAGUUUGUUUGGUCCUGGCCUUUUUAGCCAGGAAGCUGCCUGAUCAUUUUAAUGAAGCCAAAUUCAUCACAUUCAGUUUGCUUAUAUUCUGUGCAGUUUGGAUCACCUUUAUUCCAGCUUACGUCAGCUCUCCUGGAAAGUAUACAGUAGCUGUAGAAAUAUUUGCAAUUUUGUCUUCAGCUUUUGGCCUACUGAUAUGCAUUUUUGUACCAAAAUGUUACAUCAUUUUAAUCAAACCAGAAAGAAAUACAAGAAAACAUGUAAUGGGGAAAAAUACAAAGGUUAAUUAA